CCCGCCCCGUCUCCCUUCUGCCUCUUUCCCCAGCCCUUUUUUUCCUCUCCUCCCCCUCCUCAGGCACCCACACCCCCCUUUUCCCUCUCCCCCUAUAACCGUCAUGAAGCUUUGGAUCUGCCCUUUCAACAGCGACAAGUUCCAGGUCGAGGUCGAUGAUGCCGCUACCACCAUGGACCUAAAGGAGGCCAUUGCCAAGGUGGAGAACUCCUCCGCCGAGACCCAGCGUCUUAUCUUCGCUGGCAGCGUCCUGAAGGACAGUGAGCAGCUCAGCUCCUACAACAUCGUUGAUGGCGUGUCCAUUCAUUAUGUUCGUGGGCGGGCCCCCCGCGCUGCGGCUGCCGCCGCUCCGGCCGCCGCCCCGGCUCGGCCGGCGACUACUCCGGCCCCGGCUCCGGCGGCCGCCCCUCGCCCGGCUUCGGCUGCCACCCCCUCGGCUGCCAGCGUGCCGACCAACAUCUCGGCUGGGUUCGACCCGUCGCGCUCGGUCAUCGGCGCCGGCGAGUUCUCCCUGGCCAAUGCCGACCUUGGGUCCAUUCUGAGCGCCAUUCCUGGCGGCCUGUCGUCUCUGAUCGGGGACGGUGAGGAGGGCUCCUCCGGUCUGCCCGACUUCGAGGCGGUCAACCAGCUCCUUAGCCAGAACCCUGCCCUGCGCGAGCAGAUGAGCCAGAUGAUGUCGGACCCGGCCAUGAUGGAAUCCCUCAUGAACAACCCCAUGUUCCGGGACAUGCUGCCUCCCGGCUCGCGCAAUCUGAUGUCCAAUCCUGCCAUGAUCCGCCUGGCCAUGGACCCGGAGUUCGUGCAGCUCCAGGCUCAGAUGCAGGCUGUCAUGCAGCGCCACGGGGUGGACCUUAGUUCCAUGAUGGGCGGUGGCGGUGGCAUGUUCGGCGCCGCCGGUGCCUCGGGAGCCGGCUCCCCCUCCGCCAGCCAGGAGGGCACCAACCGGCCGGCGGCCGGCCCCGGCGCCAUGCCCUCGCUGGCUCAUCUGGAGCAGCUCCUGUCGGCCUUCGGUGGGGCUGCGGGUGCCGGUGCUGGCGCGGCUGGUGGCUCUCCCUUCAACUUCGGCGGUGCUGCGGCGGCCGCCCAGGCCCCGGCCGAGCCCCCUGAGUCUCGCUUCCAGGUCCAGCUGUCUAUGCUCCAAGACAUGGGCUUCCAUGACUCGGCCGCCAACAUCCGCGCCCUGCUUUCCUCCGGGGGUCGUGUUGAUGCCGCGGUCGAGUACCUUCUGCGCUCGCCUCCGGACUUCUCCUCCGGCGGCGGAAGUGGCGGCCCUGGCUCCCCCGGGUCGAACUAGUGUGGGCACACAUGUCCCCAUGGCGUGCAGUGUCUCCCAUGGUCAAAGUAUGCCGCUGGUGGAGGCGCGUGUGGCGAGAGCACGGGGCCAUCCUUUUCUCCCUCCCGACACUGUCAAGGCCCGCCUUCUUCCUCGACACUCCCCCCCCCCCUCCGCACUCUGCCCAUUCCCGCACACUGCGCGUGGACCGGGGGGGGCGACACGUCAGCUACCCAAGGCAGGGAUGCAGGUAUUGCGCAGCUCCAGCGCCGAAUCGCGCAUUGAAUGCCAUCGGCCGGGUGUACCCACACACGCGGAUAUGCGCAUCCACAUCUGCACGCGCGACUUUUCCUGCUGCCCUUCCCGCACCGGCGCAUGGCCGUGUAAUAUUCAAACACUCAAACAAAUAAAAAAACACCUUCCUCGCUCCGA
Messenger RNA from Fonticula alba, 1705 nucleotides. RefSeq lists its product as hypothetical. Gene Ontology annotation, molecular function: polyubiquitin modification-dependent protein binding. The transcript has 6 exons. NCBI's taxonomy places the organism in Eukaryota, Rotosphaerida, Fonticulaceae. The coding region runs from base 104 to 1294 and encodes 396 amino acids. The record is from RefSeq and is a predicted model, not a curated record. Gene Ontology annotation, cellular component: cytosol. Gene Ontology annotation, biological process: ubiquitin-dependent protein catabolic process.